Molecule: messenger RNA, 1642 nt
Organism: Panonychus citri (citrus red mite)
Lineage: Eukaryota; Metazoa; Arthropoda; Arachnida; Trombidiformes; Tetranychidae
Product: mid1-interacting protein 1-like
Exons: 2
Coding region: 497-1090 (197 amino acids)
Biological process (GO): regulation of lipid biosynthetic process
Cellular component (GO): cytosol
Source: RefSeq, a predicted model, not a curated record
AAUGUCAUCUUGGUUUUGUUGCAUGAUUACAUUUAAAUAGUCAGUCUGGUUUUGCUUAUCUCUGGUUGGUUUACAAUCAUUUGUGUCUAACCAAUUUAAACGAAACUAGUGGUGGUUUAGAUUGUUGAUUAUUUUGUUUCCCAUUUUCUUUUUGUCUGUUGAAAUCGUAUAUAAAUGAUCAUGAUCCAUUUUUUGAUGAUUUACUCACUUGAUUAUAUUCAUGUUAAUCCUAUCUUUAUGUGAAUGAGAGAUUAUUUCACCUUCGAGAAGAAACUUAUUUCUGUAUCAGAUCAUCAUCAUCAUCAUCAUCAUCAUAUCAUCAUCAUCCGAUGUUUGUAAUACUGGAUUGAUGUCUUUAUUUUAUGCUCUUUAAUAAUUAAUUACCUUUAUUCAUUCAUUUCCCUUCUAACUAUCACUUUGCUAACUGUUAAUCAAAAAGCCAACCUAAAUAAACCAUUAACAUUAGGACUACGACGAUUAUUAAAAUACUUAUUCAAUGGAUAGAUUUGUCAAAUCAGUCAACAAUAUGAACUCAACGGUUCUCGUGCCUUCGAAAUUAAGAGACAUGGACAUUGUUGGUAAUAAGAUUAGCAGUUGUACUGGCUCAAUACCGCCCUGUUUAGCCAAUGCCGAUAUGUACAGUUUUUACGUUAUGAUGAAUGAUGUUAAAGAGGAACUGCUCUGGGGACCGUCGAGUAUUUCAACUUUUGGUGGUUCCUUUGCACCGGAUGGAUGUUGCCCAACUGUUAGAGAUAAAUCAAUUAACUGUACAGUUGGUAGUAAUCGAUUAACUACAUCUUUAGGAAGUAAUAUGUUAACCGGUGGUAGAAUUACUGGAAGACAUAGUCGUCAACCUUCAGCUGAUGAAUCUCUUGGCUCUUUAGGAUCUACUGCAUCAUCAUCUGAUCUCGAAACGGAUAGUGAAGCUGAUUCAUUUGUAAAAGAUAAAGAAUUAGAUGAUGCAACUCUACACUUAGCCCAAGCAUUCCGGCAGCAUUUACAAGCAUUACACACGAUACUUCAUCAAUUUGCCGAUGCUGCUGAUUAUUUAUCUCUCAGAUAUCAAGAAGAAAUUGAUUCUUCUUUUUAACAUUUCCUAUCCCUUAAUCUUUGCCUCUUUUCUUUGGCUCUUUAUUUUUCUCUACCUACUUACCUUUCCCGAAAAAUUUUUCCACCUCCUUACAUUAAUUUCUAAUCUUUAACCUUUUCUCCCUUUUCUCAGACUUUACUUUCUCUCUCACUACUUAUCUUCCUAUCUUCUUUUCUCUCUAUCCCCUGUUUUUCUUCUUUACUCUCUCUCUCUCUUUCACUUCUUUUUUCUUUUCCAUGUUCUUGCUUUUUCUCGAGAAUCUUUUUGUUCUCUCUUUCCUCUGGCUCACGCACUCAAAUCAAACGCAAAUCAUCAAGAUAUAAAAUUGAGAAAAAUGUUAUAUUAUGAAAGUUAUUGAUUAAUUUUUAUGUUAAUUUUCUUAGUUGCCGAAUCUCAUGAAAAAGAAAGAAGAUGAACCAAGCCAAACCCAAUUUUUUGCUUCAAAACCUGUAAUUAAGUAGCAAAAACAACAAUUAAGAAAAAAAUUGACAUUUACCAAAUAAAAACAGAAACAAACAAAAACCCUAAUUAAAUGAUUUUAAACAAGAACAA